AUGGAUUUCAAAAACAUAUCAUCAUCUCCUCCUUCUUCUCUAGAAUUCAACAUGAACACUGACCACAACACAAAUACACACUCUCACAAUCUUUCAUUGAAAGAUUCUUCAUCAUCAUUCGCUACCCAUAAUUACGGUAGUCAUGCUCCUGGAAUCCUGAAAGCAAUGAAAAUUCUUAAAGCUCAAUUUUCUAAUUCUAAUGCGUUAACAUCAUCGCCAUCAGCUUAUAAUAAUGAGGAUGUUAUCAACAGUUACAACAACACUAUGCAGAUGAAUGUUUUUUAUGAUGCUUAUCAUCCUAAUCUCCUUGUCACGGGAUCAUCACAGUCACAUGAACUACGUUACGAUCAGACAGCUGUUGUUUCUGUAGAUCGUGUUGCUUCGGCCAGGGUUUAUUUCAAAAAGAAGAAUACUGAUGAUGGUAGAACCCACAGCUUACCACACAAAAAAUACGGACCGUACACAUGUCCAAAAUGCUACCAAGUGUUAGCUACUUCGCAGAAAUUUGCUUCUCAUGUCACAUCAAAUCACUACAAGUUUGAGAGUCCGAAAGAGAGAAAAAAGAGAUGCAUGUCAAGGACAAAUAAGAAAUCAAAUAUCCAAAUACAUAAGCAAACUACUUAUGUUCCAGCUGCUCCAUCUACUUAUCAACCAUAUGUUGCUUCUCUCGUAAAUAAUGAAGAUCAAAUUCAAACUCAGUCUCUUUUGGCGCUUCCUCUCAAUGGAGUUUAA
Molecule: messenger RNA, 732 nt
Organism: Vicia villosa (hairy vetch)
Lineage: Eukaryota; Viridiplantae; Streptophyta; Magnoliopsida; Fabales; Fabaceae
Exons: 1
Coding region: 1-732 (243 amino acids)
Source: RefSeq, a predicted model, not a curated record